This is a messenger RNA of Rhododendron vialii, 1059 nucleotides long. Its product is annotated as valerianol synthase TPS1A-like. Bases 1 to 1059 code for a protein of 352 amino acids. Gene Ontology annotation, molecular function: terpene synthase activity. The transcript has 7 exons. NCBI's taxonomy places the organism in Eukaryota, Viridiplantae, Streptophyta, Magnoliopsida, Ericales, Ericaceae. The record is from RefSeq and is a predicted model, not a curated record.
AUGGCACGAGAAAAAUCCAAGGUGGCUCUCGAUGGAGCAAGGAUGCAGGCAGAGCGCUGCAUGGAGGCUUUCAAUGGAGUGAAGGGGUUGGUGAUGUGGUGCGGAUUCUGUAGAUACUCCCCAACGGAUUGGACCGUGGUGCACACAGAAGACCUCAGGCAGAUCAGACUCCUAACAGAGGCUGGUUGGUUACUAGAAAAAUACAGUAAAGAGGUUGAAGUGUUGAAGGAAGAAGUGAAGGAUAUGCUAGUACUAGAUCACCAUGUUGGAGCAGAGAAGAUGGUUCUGAUCGAUGCACUUGAACGCCUUGGUGUUUCGUACCUCUUCCAGAAAGAGAUUGAAGAGCUUUUGGAGAACAUGUUUCCAAAGUUUGAGGAAUAUAGUCAUGUUUUCCAUGAUAAUUUGUUCAUGGUGUCACUUCACUUUCGAGUGUUCAGGCAACAUGGCUAUGACUUGUCUUCCGAUGCCUUUGAAAGAUUUACACACAGUAAUGGCGAGUUCAAGGAAACCAUAAGCAGUGAUGUGAUGGGUAUGUUAAGCCUAUAUGAAGCUACUUUUUUGAAGACUCAUGGAGAAGAUAUACUUGACAAGGCCUUUUGUUUUACAAAAACUGGCCUUGAGUCCUUAAAACCACAUUUAAGCUCAACUUUGGCAGAACAAGUGACCCAUGCCCUGUACCAACCACUCCAAAGGGGAAUUCCAAGAGUUGAAGCUAGGCAUUACAUUUCUGUUUAUGAAAAGGAUGCUUCUAGGAAUGAAAAGCUAUUGAGGCUUGCAAAGAUUGAUUUCAAUCAGGUACAGAUGUUACACAAGGAAGAACUCUACCACAUCUCCAGGUGGUGGAAAGAGUGGGAUCUACGGUCACAUAUCCCUUAUGUGAGGGACAGAGCAGUGGAGUGCUUUUUCUAUUCUACAGCAAUGAUACCUACGAUGCUUAUGGUACCUAUGAAGAACUCAAAUGUUUCACAAAUGCAGUGCAAAGGAGGUAUGAUUGUGUCACAUCAAGUGCUCAUGUGCAGGGAUGAAGUCAGAAUUUUACCUUAUGUGGUGGGGCCAUAA